CUUAUUGCUGUGUGUCCUCUGCUCCUAGAGUCCCAGCCUCUGUGGCCCUGUGACCUGCAGGUAUUGGGAGAUCCACACCUAAGUCGCCAGGAUCCCCUGGAAGCCUAGAAAUGGGAUCAUUGACAUUUAGGGAUGUGGCCAUAGAAUUCUCUCUGGAGGAGUGGCAAUGCCUGGACUCUGCACAGCAGAAUUUAUAUAGGAAUGUGAUGUUAGAGAACUACAGAAACCUGGUCUUCCUGGAUAUUGCUGCCUUUAAGCCAGACCUGAUCAUUUUUCUGGAGCAAGGAAAAGAGCCCUGGAAUAUGAAGAGACAUGAGAUGGUGGAAGAACCCCCAGUUAUAUGUCCUUAUUUUGCUCAAGACCUUUGGCCAGAGCAGGGCAUAGAAGAUUCUUUCCAAAAAAUGAUAUUGAGAAGAUAUGAAAACUGUGGAUAUGGGAAUCUACACUUAAAAAUUGGUUGUACCAAUGUGGAUGAGUGUAAGGUGCACAAAGAAGGUUAUAAUAAACUUAACCAGAGUUUGACAACUACACAGAGCAAAGUAUUUCAAUGUGGCAAAUAUGCAAACAUCUUUCAUGAAUGUUCAAAUUCAAACAGACAUAAGAUAAGGCAUACUGGAAAGAAACUUUUGAAAUGUAAAGAAUAUGUCAGAUUAUUUUGCAUGCUUUCACACCUAUCUCAACAUAAAAGAAUUUAUACUAGAGAGAAUUCCUACAAAUGUGAAGAAAAUGGCAAAGCUUUUAACUGGCCCUCAGUCCUUACUAAACAUAAGAUAAUUCAUACUGGAGAGAAACCCUACAAAUGUGAAGAAUGUGGCAAAGCCUUCAGCUGGUCCUCAAGCCUUACUGAACACAAGAGAAUUCAUACUGGAGAGAAACCCUACAAAUGUGAAGAAUGUGGCAAAGCCUUUACGUCAUCUUCAACUUUUAGUUAUCAUAAGAAAAUUCAUACUGGAGAGAAACCCUACAAAUGUGAAGAAUGUGGCAAAGCCUUUAGUAAGGUCUCAACUCUUAAUAAACAUAAGGCAAUUCAUGCUGAAGAGAAGCCCUACAAAUGUGAAGAAUGUGGCAAAGGUUUCAACUCAUCCUCAAAGCUUAUGGAACAUAAGAGAAUUCAUACUGGAGAGAAACCCUACAAAUGUGAAGAAUGUGGCAAAGCCUUCAGGUGGUCAUCAAGCCUUACUGAACACAAGAGAAUUCAUACUGGAGAGAAACCCUACAAAUGUGAAGAAUGUGGGAAAGCUUUUAAUCGAUCCUCGAUCCUUACUAAACAUAAGAUAAUUCAUACUGGAGAGAAUCCCUACAAAUGUGAAGAAUGUGGCAAAGCCUUUAGUAAGGUCUCAACCCUUAAUACACAUAAGGCAAUUCAUGCUGAAGAGAAGCCCUACAAAUGUGAAGAAUGUGGCAAAGCUUUCAACUCAUCCUCAAAGCUUAUGGAACAUAAGAGAAUUCAUACUGGAGAGAAACCCUACAAAUGUGAGGAAUGUAGCAAAGCCUUCAACUGGUCCUCAAGCCUUACUGAACACAAGAGAAUUCAUACUGGAGAGAAACCCUACAAAUGUGAAGAAUGUGGCAAAGCUUUUAAUCGAUCCUCAACCCUUACUAAACAUAAGAUAAUUCAUACUAGAGAGAAACCCUACAAAUGUGAAGAAUGUGGCAAAGCCUUUAGUAAGGUCUCAACCCUUAAUACACAUAAGGCACUUCACACUGAAGAGAAGCCCUACAAAUGUGAAGAAUGUGGCAAAGCUUUCAACUCAUCCUCAAAGCUUAUGGAACAUAAGAGAAUUCAUACUGGAGAGAAACCCUACAAAUGUGAAGAAUGUGGCAAAGCCUUCAGGUGGUCCUCAAGCCUUACUGAACACAAGAGAAUUCAUGCUGGAGAGAAACCCUACAAAUGUGAAGAAUGUGGGAAAGCUUUUAAUCGAUCCUCGAUCCUUACUAAACAUAAGAUAAUUCAUACUGGAGAGAAUCCCUACAAAUGUGAAGAAUGUGGCAAAGCCUUUAGUAAGGUCUCAAACCUUAAUACACAUAAGGCAAUUCAUGCUGAAGAGAAGCCCUACAAAUGUGAAGAAUGUGGCAAACCUUUCAACUCAUCCUCAAGGCUUAUGGAACAUAAGAGAAUUCAUACUGGAGAGAAACCCUACAAAUGUGAAGAAUGUGGCAAAGCCUUCAGCUGGUCCUCAAGCCUUACUGAACAAAAGAGAAUUCAUGCUGGAGAGAAACCCUACAAAUGUGAAGAAUGUGGCAAAGCCUUCACCUGGUCCUCAGGCUUUACUAAACACAAGAGAAUUCAUGCUGUAGAGAAGCCCUACAAAUGUGAAGAAUGUGGCAAAGGGUUUAGUACGUUCUCAAUCCUUACUAAACAUAAGGUAAUUCAUACUGGAGAGAAACCCUACAAAUGUGAAGAAUGUGGCAAAGCCUUCAGCUGGUCCUCAAUCCUUACUGAACAUAAGAUAAUUCAUACUGGAGAGAAACCCUACAAAUGUGAAGAAUGUGGCAAAGCCUUCAGCAGGUCCUCAAGCCUUACUAGACACAAGAGAAUUCAUACUGGUGAGAAACCCUACAAAUGUGAAGAAUGUGGUAAAGCCUUUAAGUCAUCCUCAACCAUUAGUUAUCAUAAGAAAAUUCAUACUGGAGAGAAUCCCUAAAAAUGUGAAGAAUGUGGCAAAGUCUUCAGCUGGUUCUCAGUCUUUAGUAAACAUAAGAAAAUUCAUGCUGGAGAUAAAUUCUACAAAUAUGAAGAAUGUGGCAAACCUUUUAACAGUCCUCAACCUUUAUUACACGUAAGAAAAUUCAUGCUGGAGAGAAACACUACAAAUGUGAAGGAUGUCGCAAAGGCUUCAACUGGUCCUCAAAUCUUAUGGAACAUAAGAGAAUUCAUGCUGGAGAGAAAACUUGCAAAUGUGAAGAAUGUGAUAAAGACUUCAACUGGUCCUCACACCUUACUACUCAUAAAAGAAUUCAUACUGGAGGAAAAAUCCUACAAAUGUGAAAAAUGUGGCAAAGCUUUUCAUUAGUUCUCAACCCUUACUGAACAUAAGGGAAUUUAUACUGGAGGGAAACCCUACAAAUGUGAAGAAUGUGGCAAGCCUUUUAACUGUUCCUCAAUCCUUACUAAACAUAAGGUAAUUCAUAUGGGAGGGAAUUCCUACAAUUGUGUGGAAUGUGGCAAAGGCUCUAACCAGUCCUUAAGGCUUACUACAUAUAAGACAACUCAUACUGGAGAGAAACCCUACACAUGUCAAGAAUAUGGGAAAGCCUCUAACAGAUCCUCAAUUCUUAAGAGAUAUAAGCUAAUUCAUACACGAGAGAGACUCUAUAAACCUGAAAGAUGUGGCCAUGCUUUUGGAAAUACCUCAGACUUUUCUGAAUAUAAAAGAAGUCAUACAGAUGAGAAAUCCUAGAAAUGUGAAGAAUGUGACAAAGCCUUUAAAUGGCUGUCACACUUGAUCGUAGGUAAGAUAACUCAUACUGGAGAAAACUACUAGAAUAAACAAUGUGGCAAACAUUUAACCAAUGCUCAUGCAUUAUUGCAAAGGAAAGCAUUUACACUAGCCUGGGCAACAGAGAGAGACUGUGUAUGGGAAAAAAAAAAAUUGUGAAUGUCACUAAUAUCUUCUCACAUCUUAUUCAACAUCAGAGAGUUCAUACUAAAUAAAAGUAUUAAAAGUGCAAUUAUUGUCACUAGAUCUUUCAGAAAAUAAAAGCCCUUA
This is a messenger RNA of Nomascus leucogenys (northern white-cheeked gibbon), 3710 nucleotides long. RefSeq names its product zinc finger protein 676. Gene Ontology annotation, biological process: negative regulation of transcription by RNA polymerase II. Gene Ontology annotation, molecular function: DNA-binding transcription repressor activity, RNA polymerase II-specific. Lineage: Eukaryota; Metazoa; Chordata; Mammalia; Primates; Hylobatidae. The transcript is spliced from 4 exons. The coding region runs from base 111 to 2645 and encodes 844 amino acids. The record is from RefSeq and is a predicted model, not a curated record.